Molecule: messenger RNA, 2298 nt
Organism: Fonsecaea nubica
Lineage: Eukaryota; Fungi; Ascomycota; Eurotiomycetes; Chaetothyriales; Herpotrichiellaceae
Product: pre-mRNA-splicing factor ATP-dependent RNA helicase PRP43
Exons: 1
Coding region: 1-2298 (765 amino acids)
Cellular component (GO): spliceosomal complex; intracellular anatomical structure
Molecular function (GO): RNA binding; ATP binding; RNA helicase activity
Source: RefSeq, a predicted model, not a curated record
AUGGCAGCCAAACGCCCAGAGAACCCUGACGGGUUGCCCGCAAAGCGCCAGAAGACCGCUGGCGGGCUCGAUCCUAAAAACAAUCCUUACCUUGCUCACUGGCACGACAACGAUGUGAACGGGUACACAAACGGCUCCUCAACCCCUCCGAUUCCCAGCGACAGCCCUCUCGCCGACUUCCAACGGCACAAGACCACGGCUGCGUUGGCUCACAAAGCCGAAGAUUCCAAAACCAAUCCUUUCACAGGCCGUCCUCAUUCCGAUCGAUACUUCUCCAUACUGCGUACCAGAAGAGAUCUGCCUGUCCAUGCCCAGCGGGACGAAUUCCUUCAGUUGUACCAGAAAUCCCAAAUUCUAGUUUUCGUGGGCGAAACUGGGUCAGGAAAGACGACGCAAAUCCCCCAGUUUGUUCUCUACGAUGAUUUGCCACAGCAAGAACGAAAGCUCGUCGCAUGCACGCAGCCUCGUCGAGUGGCCGCCAUGUCGGUCGCGGAACGUGUUGCGAACGAGCUGGACGUCAAACUUGGCGAAGAGGUCGGAUACAGCAUAAGAUUUGAGGACAUGACAAGCCAAAAGACGAUACUCAAAUACAUGACCGAUGGCAUGCUCUUGAGAGAGGCCAUGAACGACCACGAGCUCACAAGAUACAGCACGAUUAUUCUCGACGAAGCCCACGAGCGGACAUUGGCUACAGACGUGUUGAUGGGUCUAUUGAAAGAGGUGGUUUUGCGUAGGCCAGAUCUCAAGUUGAUCAUCAUGUCUGCAACCCUGGAUGCUCAGAAAUUUCAGCGAUAUUUCAACGACGCGCCUUUACUUGCUGUUCCUGGUCGAACACAUCCUGUGGAGAUUUUCUACACCCAGGAGCCUGAGCCGGAUUACGUUGAAGCUGCUAUCAGAACCGUUUUGCAGAUCCAUGCCACGGAACCCGAAGGUGAUAUCUUACUAUUUCUGACCGGAGAAGAAGAGAUCGAAGAUGCAUGCCGAAAGAUCUCGCUGGAAACCGAUGAAAUGGUUCGAGAGGCUGACGCGGGCCCGAUGAAAGUGUAUCCCCUUUACGGCACGUUGCCUCCUGCACAGCAGCAAAAGAUCUUUGAACCUGCCCCGCCACCGCGGCGACCUGGCGGUCCAGCGGGUCGUAAAUGCAUCGUUGCCACCAACAUUGCAGAGACGUCCCUGACCAUCGAUGGGAUUGUCUAUGUGGUUGACCCUGGAUUUUCCAAACAAAAGGUGUACAAUCCACGUAUCAGGGUCGAGUCCCUCCUCGUUUCGCCCAUCUCGAAGGCUUCCGCUCAACAGAGAGCUGGUCGUGCCGGUCGUACUCGGCCCGGAAAGUGUUUCCGACUGUAUACUGAAGGUGCCUUUAAAAAGGAGCUGAUCGAGCAAACUUACCCUGAAAUCCUUCGUUCAAAUCUCUCAUCUACUGUCCUGGAGCUGAAGAAACUUGGAAUCGACGACCUCGUGCACUUCGACCUGAUGGAUCCUCCCGCUCCUGAGACUUUGAUGCGGGCAUUGGAGGAGUUGAAUUAUCUCGCGUGUCUGGACGACGAUGGUAACCUCACAACCAUGGGCAGGCUGGCGUCUGAGUUCCCUCUCGAUCCAGCACUGGCAGUCAUGCUCAUCUCUUCCCCCGAAUUCUACUGUUCGAACGAGAUCUUGAGCUUGACCGCUUUGCUGUCCGUGCCCCAGAUCUUUGUCAGACCUGCGUCCGCGCGAAAACGGGCAGACGAGAUGAAAAAUCUCUUCGCUCACCCUGACGGCGACCAUCUGACCAUGCUCAAUGUCUAUCAUGCUUUCAAAGGCCCUGAGGCGCAGGCGAACCCGAGGCAAUGGUGUCACGAUCAUUUCCUGAGUCUCCGGGCUUUACAGUCUGCGGACAAUGUGCGUCUGCAGCUAAAGAGAAUCAUGGAGCGGGAAGAAUUGGAAUUGAUGUCAACACCAUUUGAGGACAAAAAGUAUUACGAAAACAUCCGACGCGCACUCGUGUCUGGCUUCUUCAUGCAGGUGGCAAAGAAAGAAGCUAACGGCAAGACUUACACGACCGUGAAAGACAACCAAACUGUACUUUUGCAUCCUAGUACGGUCCUCGGCCAAGAGAGCGAAUGGGUGGUUUACAACGAAUUUGUACUUACCAGCAAGAAUUAUAUUCGGACGGUGACCAGUGUCCGAGGCGAGUGGCUACUCGAUAUUGCACCAGGUUAUUAUGACAUAGACAGCUUUCCCAAGGGCGAAGUCAAGACGGCGCUUCAGAGGAUCGCGGAGAGGGUAGCUCGACGGCAAAAGAUGAAGAGCGGACGAUAG